This is a messenger RNA of Drosophila busckii, 2060 nucleotides long. RefSeq names its product wee1-like protein kinase (gene Wee1). The coding region runs from base 121 to 1917 and encodes 598 amino acids. Lineage: Eukaryota; Metazoa; Arthropoda; Insecta; Diptera; Drosophilidae. Gene Ontology annotation, biological process: mitotic cell cycle; protein phosphorylation. Gene Ontology annotation, cellular component: nucleus. Gene Ontology annotation, molecular function: non-membrane spanning protein tyrosine kinase activity; ATP binding; magnesium ion binding. The record is from RefSeq and is a predicted model, not a curated record. The transcript is spliced from 5 exons.
UAAUGUUUUGUUUUGUUUAUGUCUAUAUAAUAUUAAAAAGCUAGCUAAAUUACUCAACGCGCAGUGUAAGAAAACUACAAUUGAGGCGUGCAUUAAUUAAAGUAUAUCAAUUCUAUUGCAAUGGCAAUGGCUUUUCGUUUGUCCAAGCACGAAACAAGUGGGAUUAGUGCCGAGGACACUUCGCUAGAGCAGCUGGACUCUAGCGUGGAGAUGCGAUCGCGCUCCCCAUCACCAAUGGUAUUUAAUCCGCGUAAGCUGCGCUUUGCCGACGACGACGACUUUGACAAGGACGCACACGAAAGUCCGCUGCACAAAAAACCACAACUCCUUGAGCGUCAACCGGUAGUGGAUAUGUCACCGCCCUGCUCGAAAGUGCGCGCAUUGCGUCUCUUCAAUACACCCGCAACACCCAAAACCAUUUUACAAAAGUCCACCAGCAACUGUAGCAAUCAUCUAAGUGCCGCUGCAGCAGCCGUAAAUGCCAAAGAACUCUUCAGGCUAACAGAGCGUCCACGUUCGUUGCCCUUGCACAAUCACAGAAGCCUGCCACCGCCACCGCCACCGCAGGACACAGCAAAUAUAAAUCCCUUCACGCCGGAUAGCCUAAUGGCUCAGAACAAAAAACGCUGUCGUACACAAUUUGGACGGGAGAACCUAAAUAUGAGCGCCAUGCAGCGGUUUUUGUUAAGCGAUGUCUGCCAGGACGAUGAAGCACAAACAGGUGGCGACGCUGCUGGGAGAGAUUUCCAACAGCAGGCUCCCAAGCGAUUAGCGCUGCACGAUACAAAUAUUAGUCGCUUUAAGCGGGAGUUCAUGCAGGUCAGCGUCAUUGGCAUCGGUGAAUUUGGCGUAGUGUUUCAAUGUGUAAAUCGUUUGGAUGGCUGCAUUUAUGCCAUCAAGAAGAGCAAGAAGCCUGUAGCGGGCAGUUCGUUCGAAAAACGCGCUUUGAACGAGGUGUGGGCACACGCCGUUCUCGGCAAGCAUGACAAUGUGGUGCGCUAUUAUUCCGCCUGGGCGGAGGAUGAUCAUAUGCUCAUCCAAAACGAGUUCUGUGAUGGCGGCAGUCUGCAUGCGCGUAUACAAGAUCACUGCCUCGGGGAAGCGGAGCUCAAGAUACUGCUAAUGCAUGUUAUAGAAGGCCUGCGUUAUAUACACUCGAAUGAUCUGGUGCAUAUGGAUAUAAAGCCUGAUAAUAUAUUCUCUACCAAAAAUCCCAUGGCGCAUAAGUUGGAGCAACAGUCAGGCAAGGACGACGACGGUAUGGAUAGUGUCUACGAGGAGUUACGUAAUUCCGAAAACUUGGUUACCUAUAAAAUUGGAGAUCUGGGUCAUGUGACUUCAGUAAAGGAGCCUUAUGUGGAGGAGGGUGACUGUCGCUAUCUACCUAAGGAAAUACUGCAGGACGAUUAUAGUGAUUUGUUUAAGGCGGAUAUAUUUUCUUUGGGCAUAACGCUCUUUGAGGUGGCAGGCGGUGGUCCACUGCCAAAAAAUGGUCCGGAAUGGCACAAACUGCGCAAUGGGGAAGUGCCUACCAUACCCACGCUUAGUAAGGAUUUCAAUGAGCUUAUAGCACAAAUGAUGCAUCCAGACCCAAAUGAGCGGCCCAGCUCCAUGUCUAUCUAUAGCCAUCCCAUACUGAGCGCUGUAGACUCCAAGAGCAAAUUGCAGCUGGGCCUGGAGCUAACUGUGGAGAAGCGUAAAAAUGAAAUCUUAAUGAACAAGCUAAGAGAGGCCAAGAAACAAAUAAAACUAUUGGAGCAGCGUGUUUCUAUUUUAGCUGUUGCCAGCACUCCUGAGCCUAUGGACGGCCAACGCUGUCUACGCUCCUUUACGCGACGCAUGCGGACACCCUUUAGUUCUCAUGGUAAAUUCCAUAACAUCCCAGAUCGCAACAAGAAUGUCAUUACCAAUGUUUAAGCAUUUGUUUUCCUCUCAGCUCUUCCGCCUGUAUACGUGAACUAAGCUCACAUUUAAUUCUUAUCUUUAAGUUGUUGUUCAUUCCGUUUUUAAAGUUUCAUUUAAAAAACAUAUAGUAAUGCGGAAGAUUGUCAGUUUUAAUU